Messenger RNA from Thrips palmi, 5888 nucleotides. RefSeq names its product BAI1-associated protein 3 (gene unc-13-4A). NCBI's taxonomy places the organism in Eukaryota, Metazoa, Arthropoda, Insecta, Thysanoptera, Thripidae. The transcript has 21 exons. The coding region runs from base 220 to 3756 and encodes 1178 amino acids. The record is from RefSeq and is a predicted model, not a curated record.
CAGCUGCAGCAGCAGCAGAGCCAGCAGCAGCAGCAGCAGGAGCAGCAGCGGCUGCAGGCGCUGCAGCAAGUGCAGACCCUGCGCAGCCACGUCUUCUGCCGCCGCCGGCCGUCCUGGCCGGAGGUCGACCCGCGCGCCACCUCGGGUGUGCAGGAGACGGAUGGCUCCUUCUUCGAGAGCUACACGGCGCUGUCGUGGAAGCAGGAGAACCGCCGCCUGAUGGUGGCCAGGGAGAGCCAGGAGCGGCCCGGCGCCGGCCUGUGGGACCCCAACCUGGAGCGGGGCCUGGGGCCGCCGCCCCCGCCUGGGGUCUGGUGGCCGCCCGACCCUGACCUCCGCGACCACCGGGAGGCCUACGCCAACGAGCAAGAGGACCUGUACGUGGAGGUGCUGUACACGCUGGCCAACCGCGUGGGCUCGCUGGGGAGCCACGGCCUGGGCCACAGCCUGGGCCACGGCCUGGGCGUGGCGCCGCCCAAGCAGGUGCACCAGAGCCAGCUCCACGACUACGUGCGCGCCGCCUUCGGCUUCACGCCGGAGCAACACCGCCGCCUGCUGGCCGUGGCCAGGGAGGAGAAGCCGCCCAUCGUGGUCCUGAACGUGGUGGUGCUGGAGGCCGAGGGGCUGGAGGCCAAGGACGCCAACGGCUUCAGCGACCCCUACUGCAUGCUGGGCAUCCAGCCGACCGCCGUGCCGCCGGCCGCCAGCGCGCCCAGCAGCACGGGGCUGACGGUGGGCUCGUCCCACAGCACGCCCGCCUCCCCGCAGCAGUCCACCGAGUCGGACGAGGGGCCGCCGCACCCAGAGAAGCUCCGGAAGCACCACAGCUUCCGGCUGAGCUUCAAGCGGCGCGAGGGCCGCGACCGGCCGCACCGGGACUCCAUGUCGGCGGCCGUCCCCGCCAAGUUCAUCCGGGCCACGUCCGUCAAGCCGGCCACACUCAACCCGCGCUGGAACGAGAAGUUCAGAUUUGACAUCGACGACGUGAACAGCGACAUCUUGCACCUGGAUAUCUGGGACCACGACGACGAGUCCUCGGUGCUGGACGCCGUCUCGCGGCUCAACGAGGUGCGCGGCGUCAAGGGCCUGGGCCGCUUCUUCAAGCAGAUCGCCCAGUCCGCGCGCUCCGGCUCCACCGACGACUUCCUGGGCUGCGUCAACAUCCCCGUGGCGGACAUCCCGUCGCAGGGCGCCGAGUCCUGGUUCAACCUGGAGGCGCGGACGCACCGCUCCAAUGUGCAGGGCCGCAUCCGCCUCAAGAUGUGGCUGUCGACAAGGGAGGACCGCGGCACCUCGGAGGAGGACAACUGGCAGGACCUGCGUCAGCAGGAGCGCCUGCACGAGGUCUUCAUCGCCCACGAGCUGCACGAGUACCACCACAACCGCACCUGGGAGUGGCGGGGCGAGCUGGGCGCCAACGCCCUGGCCGUGCUGCACCAGCACGCCAUCCAGGGUGACGUCACCGACCUGCAGCUGGCCAUCGUGCGCUUCGCGGCGUACGCGCGCGUGGCGGUCGUCACGCCGCUGGACCACGCCAUCAUCGUCAAGCUCAUGCACGACCUGGAGGAGCAGUGGGACUCGGGCCCGCUGUCCAGGGAGGAGGAGGACGCUCUGGCCGAGGCCUUCAACCUGUGGACGGAGCACGCCCUGCUGCUGGUGCGCCGCCACCGGCUGCUGUACCCGCCGCGCUGCAGGGAGCUGUGCGGCCGCCUGGAGAUGCUGCUGCGGACCGUGAGCGCGCUGGGCCACACGCGCGCCAUGGCCAAGUGCUGCCCCUUCAACAAGGACCUGCGCGCCGAGCUGGGCUGCGCGCUGCGCAAGGCCGCCACCGACUGGUACGACGAGCUGGUGGACCCGGUGCGGGACACGCUCAACCUCGACGACAGGCUGCACGCCCUGCUGCUGGCCGUCAACAAGCUGCUCGUGGGGCUGCAGGCCUCGCGCUCGGCCUACGACAACAUGUUCGUCUCGGUGAUGCACGUGCCCUACUUCUGCAUCACCUUCAAGCAGAUCGAGAAGCUGGUGCACGCCGACCUGUGCGCCCUGACCUGCUCCGUGCUGGGGCAGCUGCGCUGCGCCGAGCUGGGCGACGAGCCGGGCCCCGUGCAGCUGUGCACCAACGUGUUCGAGCUGUACCUGGCUCUGCAGGACGUGAGCGCCAUGGCCGAGUACACGGAGCGGUCCGAGCGCGGCUCGGUGGAGCGCGCCCCCACCACCCUCACCACCUUCUACACGUGGUUCGAGGCGGCGCUGCACCGCUGGCUAGACCUGGCGCACUUCAAGAUGUCGAACCGCAUCCGGCGCGCCGUGGAGAUGAACACGCUGUGCACCGCGGAACUCAUCGUCCGGCACACCACCUCCGCCAUGGACGUGUCCGCCUGCUUCUACCACAUCAACGAGUUCUGGAAGCUGCUUAACUGGCCGGACCUGGUCAGCUCCUACAACAUCGUCCACAAGAUCAUCCAGACCAUCAGCACGGCGGCGCUGUUCUACGCCGACCUGACCCACCAGAAGCUCAAGGACCAGGGCUUCUACGAGGACAAGGGCCCGUACCGCACCACGGACGACAUGUGCGCCGCCAUCAACGACCUGGAGUACGUGCGGCGCGCGCUGAACCACGUGCCCCGCGACCUGCACGUCGACAGCAUCCUGGAGGCGGUGGAGGCCGCCGAGAUGGCCGCCGCGGCGCGCCAGAACAGUGGCGCCUGGAAGGAGGACAUGUACGCCGCGCUGGAGCAGGCCGCCACGCAGAUGGAGCAGUACACGCUGCUCAUCAUCGCCCAGAUCGGCGCCAAGAUGCGGCCCUCCCUCAAGAAGGCCAUGUUCCACCUGGCCUGGUCGCCGGACUCGCUGCCCACGGUGGACGCCAUCUCGCCGCUGCUGCAGUACCUGGACUGCCACCUGCAGAGCCUCAACGCCGCCCUGCUGCCCAAGAACUUCGAGCGGGCGCUGUGCGAGGUGUGGGAGGUGGUGCUGCUGGAGCUGGGCCACCAGAUGGACGGCUCGUCGGGCGACAAGCUGCCCGGCUUCUACGACCGCCUGCACGAGGCGCUGGGACUGCUGCUGUCCUUCUUCCACGCCGACACGCAGGGCCUGAACCUGGAGGCCCUGCGCUCCGGCACUUACUUCAAGGUGGACCAGCGCCUGCAGUACCACCGCACCGACACGGAGCGCCUCGUGGACCUGUACCACCAGCAGCGCCUGCUGGCACAGCUGGGCUGCGAGUCGGCCGAGUACGGCGUGCUGGCCGUGCGCGCCUACUUCAACCACGACUCCCUGUGCGUCGAGGUGCUCAGCGCGCGGGACGUCAUCCCCCUGGACCCCAACGGGUUCAGCGACCCGUUCGUCAUCGUGGAGCUGCUGCCCCGCCGCCUCUUCGCGCACUGCCUGGAGCAGACCACGCACGUGCACAAGAAGACGCUCAACCCGGUGUUCGACGAGUGCUUCGAGUUCUCGGUGACCCUGGAGCAGUGCCGCUCCGAGGGCGCCAUGAUCCUGUUCACCGUCAUGGACCACGACGUCCUGACGGCCAACGACUUUGCGGGCGAGGCCUUCCUGGCGCUGUCCUCUGUGCCCGGCGUGGCCGACACCAACUCGUCCAUCGACAACUUCCACGGCCUGAAGCACGCCGAGCUGCCUCUGAUGCACCAGAAAAACAGGAACCACCCCAUCCUGGAGGUGCUGGAGACACGCGUGCACGACCGCGUCGCCUUGGACUUCGUCAAGAAGCAGAAGCAGCGGCUGGCCACGACGUAGACAAGGAAGACAAGCAGGCCGCGACGCUGGGCGGCUGGGUGCCGUGUCUUUGUCUCCGUCUCCGUCUUCGUCUUCGCCUGUCUUCCUGGGCUUGGCAGGUUCGGUAGGCUUGGCUGUGUUUGCCCUGUUGCCCCCAGGCAGCGCUGCGGCCGCCGCGGUCGAGCCGAGCGCUGAGCGUGUGUGGAUUGGAUUGGAUGGGAUUGGUUUGGUCGGUUUGGUUGAAUGGGCCACGGCGCCUGCGUGCUGCUGUCAUGGCAUCGCGUGACUCGGUACCAAUUUACUGCUCCCUCAUUUUCCUCAGCACUUGAUUGGCAUUGUUCUUCAAAUAAUGGAGCAAAAGCUCCCCAGUGCGAGUAGGUGCAUUUUGUUGAGAUUGUGGAUUUGUUGGUGCUAGCCCAGCCUUGGCAGCCUUCCACGGUUUUCUCAUUCUAUCUGAGUGAGGCAAGGUAGUAGCAACAUCCUUAGGUGAUGAGUGCUAACUUUGAUAUGGGUCGAUUCAGUAUCAAGUUUUUCAUGGAUGAAAAUACAGAUAGUCGAUAUGGGGUUGUAAAUUUACUGCAGUGAAUUUUUCAAAUGGUGGAGUGAAUGAUUUUAAUUUUAGGAUGUUAAGCAUUUUAGAGACAGUUCCAACUGUCAAAUUGACUCUUCUAGUGAUUUUCAAUGUGACAUUGUGUCAAGUGUGUAAACGACUGAUGAACUAGGGUCAUUUGAUUCUCUGUCAAAGAAGCAUAACUUUAUUGUCAGGCUGUGCAAAAGCAGUUUCAGAAAGAUGACAAUAUUUGAAAAUGUGGCUUUGUGUCCCUUUGUCAGUUUAUCUUAAAAGACGCGAUCUUCUUGUAGAAUUCAAAUUUUCACGAGACGUUUCUGGUGUUGUUUUUGUAUCUGUGUUAUAGUAAACUAUACGCUUGAAUCAAUGCUGCUGAAAGCGGUAAAAUUACUAAUAAUUGUUAACCAAUAUUAAUAAAAGCUUAUAAGUUUUAGGUAGGUGAUCAUUGUACACCAAUUAAAAAAGCUUACUGUCAGCUUACUGUCCUCACUGAAUGUAAACCUUACUUUAUCCUAAGUAUAAAUUGCUUGCACCAAUGCAGCAAAUAUUGCAAUUUGCAAUUGCUAAUUAGUUUCGUGGGAGACCACCAGAAACAUACCUACUUUGUCCAAGAGCUUUGAUGAGCUUUGCUUGGUACUCCAAUAUUCUCCCAUUAAUGAGUAUCUCUUGUGCAAGCCCAAGGCCAAGCUCAAAAAUUUUAAUUUUCAAAUUGCUUCAAUGAGUAUUAGACAACUAGGAAUGGGUUCUAAGGUACGGAGAGGAGCAAGGUCUUGUAUUCCAGCUUCACAUGGAGUUCUUCCUCCUAUUGUUCAUACCACAUCCUUUUGCUCCACCUCUUGUUUGGUGAAAGGUGUUUUCCCUCAAAUGAAAUCGAACUUCCCUUCGGGAACAUGCCCAUUGUUGAGAACAAUACAAAUGCAUGAAAGAGAAAGCUGUGAUUUGUCUACUUUAAGCUUUUGUGUAAGUGUGGUGAACUGUACUCUGUAUGAUUUCUAAGUGUAUGUAGAUCUCUACCUGACCUGCCAAUUUUCCACUUUUGUAAAUAUGAACCAUUUCGUACCAAACUACUGGUAUCCAGCAAAUUCCAUACACUAGAAGUCACACCGUGAUAAAAGUCUGUGGUUAAUUGUAAGGAUAUCCUUCCUUCUUUUCGUAGAGUGCUUUUUAGUAUAAUUACUCUAUUCAUAAAUGGUAUACUUGUAUACUUGUAUAUUCCCUUACUGGUCCAGAGGAUCAUUUUCUACUGAUCUAUGGUCACAUUUUAAAUUGGCAAAGAAGCACUCAUUUGUUUAACUGCUGUCUUUUGGUUGUAGUAUUGGGCUAUAUGAGGUCUCGCAUGUAAAGCAGAGACAGGAAUUACAUAUACGUAAAAUACUGAUAGUAAAAAAGUAAAACCUUGCUGAUAUACUCCAGAAACAUGAAAUAGAUGCAUGUUUACCCAUCCCCCCCCCCUUUUUCUCUUGCACAACUAAAAAAUUGAUCUUUGUGUCUAGUCACAUACUGACCAUGUCCCCCCCCCUCUCAAUCAAACGUGCUUUAAUUCAUAGUGUAUAAUAUUCUGUCUAUUUUUAAGGAUGCAUCUCUG